Eupeodes corollae is the source of this 939-nucleotide messenger RNA. Its product is annotated as craniofacial development protein 2-like. The transcript has a single exon. The record is from RefSeq and is a predicted model, not a curated record. Bases 1 to 939 code for a protein of 312 amino acids. Lineage: Eukaryota; Metazoa; Arthropoda; Insecta; Diptera; Syrphidae.
AUGGAGAAUCCCUCUACAGCUUCAACUGCAGUAAACCGCACAUCGGAUUUGGGGGUGCGGUAUCUUUCAUGCAACAGCGUCAAUCAAGACGCCAAUGAAUCGUCAACAAUAAGUAGAAGUCGUUCAAGAAAUGCAAUGGAUACUUUUGGCUAUGGUAUACGUACAAAAAUCGGAGCUUGGAACAUUCGAUCCUUGUAUGGCGAAGGAAGAUAUGAACAGCUAGAGCGCAAAAUGCUUUGUCUUAAGAUCAGUAUCCUGGGCAUUAGUGAAACAAAGUGGAGAGGAAGAACUGAAUAUAGAUCUGACACUGGACAAACGAGAAUGCUGUAUUCGGGAGAGGAUGAAAGAGAGAGUGGCCAAAGGCUGCAUGGUGCUGGAAUUAUGUUGAACAAAGUUGCUAGGCGCAGUCUUAUUUCCUGGGCGCCAAUAUCUGAAGGAAUAAUGACUGCAAGGUUCCGCUCAAGAAUUCGCAACAUCACAAUCGUUCAGUGUUAUGCCCCCACAAAUGAAGCGACCGAAAAAGACAAAACCGCGUUCUACACUCAUCUUAACUCGGUUUACAGCAGUGUUCCGAGAGCCGAUAAUCAUAAUCGCUAUGUAAGACCUCAACGUUUAAGUCGGUGCAGACAAUUACGGUCUGGAACGAGUUAUGGGAAAAAAUGGCUGGGGUCACGUAAUGAAAAUGGUGGCAUGCUUGUCGACUUUUGUAACGCAGAUCAUCUUGUAAUUGGUGGGACUGUAUUUAAACAUAAGACGUGCAACAAAGUCACAUGGGUGCUCCCAGAUGGUCAUACCGAAAAUCAAAUUGAAUAUAUCAUGAUUCAGCAGCGAUGGAGGAAGUCUAUGUGUGAUGUCCGAAAUAUAAGAAAUGCCGAUGUGGGAAGCAACCCCCAUUUGGUUGUCAUGAGUCUCAACUUAAAAACCGCGGCUGUAUUAUGA